Molecule: messenger RNA, 1858 nt
Organism: Camponotus floridanus (Florida carpenter ant)
Lineage: Eukaryota; Metazoa; Arthropoda; Insecta; Hymenoptera; Formicidae
Gene: BBS4
Product: Bardet-Biedl syndrome 4 protein homolog
Exons: 11
Coding region: 331-1689 (452 amino acids)
Biological process (GO): cilium assembly; protein localization to cilium
Cellular component (GO): ciliary basal body
Molecular function (GO): protein binding
Source: RefSeq, a predicted model, not a curated record
GACACCUGUUUGCUCACGUACUGAUUGAACAUAAAAUAUCAUGAUUGAUCAAUCGCGUUUGGCACAGUGACAAUUUUUAAACGUCGAUAUAAGUGAUAGCGUGCUUUCGGGAACAGGUGUGUAUAUGUAUAUACAUAUGUGUGGUGCGAACGGGACUUAUAUAUUCUCGAAGCUUAUCCGGUUACCAUGGAGAUAGAACGCGAUAACAUUUCUCUCUUCUUCGAAUAACAUUAAGAGGAGUUGAAGGAGCAAGCGCAAAAAGCGCAUGAAACAAAAGGAAUUAUACCAUAAUAUUAUUACAGUUAAAUUAAAUUAGUUCAAGAGGAAAUAAUGGCGAAUAAUGUCCUCAGUAACGGUCGUUUACAGGAAAAUACAGUCGUACAACGGACGAGAAAUGACAGAAGCAAAAGAGCUCCGGAUAUAGCAGCUAUAGAGAAUCGCAAUUGGCUAUUACAUCGACAUUAUACGAGACACGAGUUCAGUGCUUGCAAGCUACUAAUCGAACAGGAACUAAUGAAAUCGGACGGUCACGAAUACGCCAGUUAUUUGAAGGGUUUAAUUCUCAGAAAGGAAGGCAAGAUUCAAGAUUCACUGGAUUGUUUUCAAACCGCGUACAAUGUGAAUUCGACAAAUAUCGACAACGUUAAACAGAUAGCGAAAUCGUUAUUAAUAAUGGGAAGUCAUAGGCGUGCAAUAGACGCAUACACGGAAGCCGAGAAGAUAUCCGCUGUACCGGAUUGGGAAAUAUAUUACGGUCUUGGUGAAGCUUACGUGAAAUUGAAUCAAUUACAAGAGGGUAAGAAGCAUUUCAAGAGAUCAACCGAGUUAACGAAAAACGAAUUGCCCAAUCUUGCUCUUGCAAGACUUUAUUUUCUAGAUGAUAUGAUUCCAGAAGCCAGAAAUGCUUAUACGGCAGCUUUAAACGCUAAUCCCGAGAGUAUCGACGCAGCGACGGAAUUGGGUCUCUUGUAUCUAAAAAUUGGAGAUACACAACGAGCAUUUCAGCAAUUUGGAGCGGCAUUAGCUUAUUCGCCUAAUUGCGUUAAAGCGAUUUUGCCCAUGGCUUAUAUAAUGCAGAAUCAUCGAGAAUAUGAUGUAGCCUUAUCAAAGUAUAAAGUAGCAGCACAAAUCAUUUCAGAAUCUUCAGCGCUUUGGAAUAAUAUCGGAAUGUGUCUCUACUCAAAACAAAAAUACGUUGCUGCUAUUAGCUCGUUGAAACGAGCGCAUUAUUUGAGCCCGAUGUCCUGUGUUCCGUCGUGCAAUCUCGGAAUCGUUUUUCUCACCACUGGACAACCCGCAUCUGCCGCGAUUUAUUUAUGCGCUGCGGUUAGCGCUGAACCAAAAAAUCCUACACCGUAUCUGUUGCUAGGUCUGGCUCUGAAACGUUUAGAUGAUCUAGAAGGUGCCGAGAGAUCCUUGACGAAAGCUCACGCCCUUGCUCCUCAGGAUCCACUAAUAUUGAUUAAUUAUGCAGUAAUUCUUGACGCUCGUGGUAAACAAGCUAAUGCUACUGAAAUGUUGACAGCACUUAAUGAUAUUAUGGCUGUUGUUGACGUUGAUAUGCAGAUAUCACAAAUGGCGAAAAAAUUGUCGAAGAAAUUGCAGCGUGAAAAAAUAGAAUUAAAUACUAAUCAAGAGUUGCCAGUUGUAGAGAGUGAAGAGCGACAAUUAAGUGCUGAUGAAGUUUAAAAACUACAUUUUUCUUUUUCACCCUCUUUUACCGAGAGGAUAUUUGCAUAUUACAUCCAUACAGAAAUUUAACGAAAUUAUUUAUUGAAACAUUACCACAUUUUACAUUUCUAUUGUAGCAUAUUUUACACACAAGUAAGAUACAAUAGAUUAAUUAACGACGCAACAU